AUGGCUCUAGCCCGCAGCACGGCGAUGGGCGUCGUCACCUCCCUCGGCCUCGGCGGCGUCCACUCCUCCAUCGCCGCCGCCGAGCAUGAGCUCAGCCUUCUCCGCGGCCACCUCCGCAGCGGAGGAGCCUCCUGCCGCGGCGCGGACGACGACGACCAAGACCCCAUUGAUAGCUGGGCCAAUCAGGUCCGUGACGUGGCCUUCCAGCUCGACGACAUCACCGACGAGUGCUGCUUCCUCUCCGGCUCCGGCUCCGGCCAUGGCUUCGCGCGGUACUGCGCCAACGUCCCGACCUGGAUCGCCCUCUCGAGGAGGCUACGCAAGGUGCGGGAGAAGCUUGGCCAGCUGUUGGAAGCGGCGAAUUACCAGCGGCAACGCGUCGACGUGAUGAAUAAUUUUGUUAGCUGCGGCGAGCUUCGCCGCGAAGAUGAUGCCGUCGCCGCUGGCCGGAGGAUGGCGGAGAACGCGCGCUCCAUGGACAAGGAGGAGAUCAUCGGCUUCUCCGAUCACCGGGAAGUGCUUGUGAGAUGGCUGCUGGCUGAGGACGCGGCGGAGCCACGCCGGCGGACGCUGCUCGCCGUGUGCGGGAUGGGCGGCGUCGGCAAGACGACCCUCGUCGCCAGCGUCUACAAGGAGGUGACGGCGCCGGCGGCGGCGCCGGCGAGUCACCACUUCGACUGCGACGCGUGGGUCACCGUCUCGCAGCGCUUCACGAUGGAGGACCUCCUGAUGAAGAUCCUCAGGAAGUUGAACUUGAACACCGUCGGUCGUCGUGCUGGUACUGGUAGGCGGCGGCGGCGAAGCGCCACCGACGUCGGUGACGGCGGCGGCGACACAGACUACGGGUCGCUCGUGGCGGCGCUGCGGGAGCGUCUCGCCAACAAGAGGUACCUGAUCGUGCUCGACGACGUGUGGGACGAGACGCUGUGGGACGGCCUGGAGCGCGCCAUGCCCGACGGCGACGGCGUCGCUGGGAGCCGGGUGGUGAUCACCACGCGCAAGAGCGGAGUCGCCAUGGCCGCGGCGCCGGAGAGGACAAUGGCGCUGGAGCCGCUGCCGACGCACCAAGGGUGGGCACUCCUUUGCAGCGUCGUGUUCAAGGAUGUUCCCGGCCACAGGUGCCCGAGCCACCUCAGGGAGGUCGCCGGAGACAUGCUGGAGCGGUGCCGCGGCUUGCCGCUGGCCAUCGUCGCCGUCGGCAAGCUCCUCAGACACAAGGAUAGGACAGAGUUCGCCUGGAGGAACGUCCGUGACAGCCUAGCCUGGGUCAAGAACAGCGAAGAUCUUGGCAUUGGAGAGGCCUCCAGAAUACUGAACCUGAGCAUCGACGAUCUGCCAUACAAACUGAAGAAAUGCUUCCUGAGUUGCAGCAUAUAUCCUGAGGACUUCUUGAUCAAGAGGAAGAUCCUGAUCAGGAGCUGGGUUGCGCAGGGCUUCAUCGACGAGGCAAAGGAAGUACAUGGCGAGAGGAGGACGAUGGAGGAUGUCGCAGAUCAUUACCUGGAUAAAUUGGUACAACGUAGUCUCUUUCAGGUUGCUGUCAGGAAUGAGUUUGGCCGUGCCAAGCGGUUCCUCAUCCAUGACCUCAUCAAGGAUUUGAUCAAUCACAGGUCCAAACAUGAAGAGGGGUUUGUUCAGUUCGCGGAGUGCGAUCUAACAAUGGAUUCUAACAUUAGGGUUCGCCAUCUCGCACUCGACAGAUGCACCAGCAGCAGGCGAUCUGCAUCUGCUGCGAAGAUCGCCGCGCUUCGCUCCUUCCAAGCAUUUGGUUCAAAACUUGAUGCCUCGCUGAUGUCUUGCUUCAGGCUAUUGACUGUGCUGAAUCUAUGGUUCAUCGAGAUCAAUAAGCUGCCCAGCACAGUGACCAAUCUUCGCAAUUUGCGAUACCUUGGGAUACGAUCUACGUUCAUCGAAGAGCUUCCAAAGGAUCUAGGCAAAUUACAGAAGCUGCAAACUCUGGAUACCAAGUGGUCCAUGGUCCAAAAGUUACCAAGCAGCUUGUCGAAACUGAAGAGCUUGCGCCACUUGAUACUGCUUAAGCGCCAUGCCGCUGACUACUAUAGGCCCUAUCCUGGCACGCCAGUAGGACAACUUCCUGCAGGGUUACAAAACCUGACCAGCCUUCAGACACUAAAUUAUGUCAGAGCUGAUGAGAUGAUCUCCAAAUCUUUAGCCAAGCUGGAGCAGAUGAAGAGCCUGGAGUUGUUCGAUGUGGAUGCAAGCUUUGCCGCUGUUCUGUCAUCGUCUAUAUUGAAAAUGAGCCACCUGCAACGCUUGGGGCUCACUAACAGUAACACGGAGAGUGUAAUAGAUUUGGAGUCCAUCACUGUAGCGCCCAGGAAGCUACAGAAGCUUGCUUUGUCUGGAAGGUUAGCAAGAGGGAAACUGCCAGGAUGGACCUGCUUCCUUACAAGCCUCAAGCAGGUUCAUUUGAUCGCGAGCGGAAUUGCGCAAGAUUCACUCUUGCUUCUUUCGUCGCUGCCAGGGCUUCUGCAUCUUAGCCUCAAUGCCGCCUACCGUGAGAAGGAGAUGACCUUUGCCGCAGGUGGCUUUCCUGCACUCCAGACACUCACCUUGCAUGAGUUGAGUAACCUUAGUCAGAUAGAGUUUCAGAGAGGAUGCCUUGCUGAGCUACAUGAACUGGUGCUUGACAAGUGCACCAAGCUAGCUGAUUCACCAAAAGGCAUGGAGAACCUCACACGUCUCCAGAAUCUGAAACUUGUUGGAAUGGCACCAGAGCUGAUGGAGAAGCUGCAGGAUGGAAAAGGAGAUGAUGGGUGUUAUUACAAGCCUGGCACUGGCAGCUCAAUGAUCUGUCAAGUGCCUAGCCCUUCAAGAUACCAUAUGAAAUCAAUAGUUUUCCUAAAACCACCAGCAGUGCUCGUCUAG
Molecule: messenger RNA, 2889 nt
Organism: Oryza sativa Japonica Group (Japanese rice)
Lineage: Eukaryota; Viridiplantae; Streptophyta; Magnoliopsida; Poales; Poaceae
Source: RefSeq, a predicted model, not a curated record